Molecule: messenger RNA, 1560 nt
Organism: Styela clava
Lineage: Eukaryota; Metazoa; Chordata; Ascidiacea; Stolidobranchia; Styelidae
Source: RefSeq, a predicted model, not a curated record
AUGACUGAAGGCGGAAAAUAUAUGAUGUUCGAUCAUGCUCGAAAAGAAGGUACAACAGCAGUAAAAUUGAGUCAACAAUUACCGACAAAGAAAAAGGGACUGAAUGCAGCUGCUGAUAUACUCUUGAAAGGUGAGAAAUAUUGGAGAAUUCGUAAAGUUGGAUCUAAGGUACUUGGUGAUUUUAGUUAUCGGACAACUGGGUCUGAUUACGGGCAGCCGGGCAACUUUCAAGUGAUCAAAGCCACAACUGAUGAUGCUGAUUCUGAAGAAACCAAAAACUCCGUGCCAUAUUCGUUCCCACAAAAGCCUUUAGAUAGAGUUUCUCAACAACCAGGGCUUAAAGUGAUCAUUGGUGCUGAUUUAAAAUCUUCGACAUGCAUUCGUUUGUGCCUCAAAAACAGCGGAGAAUCAGAUAUUUCCAUUGACCUUCCAAAUUCACCCCAUUUCGACAGCCUUAUAAUUCCAAAUGAACCAGAAUGGCAUAAGACAUUGAGUAAUGCCCAGAAUACUCUUUUGUGCCGAGAAUUGUUUAACAAGCUUGCGAAAGAAGCUGUACAGCUGAAGACUAGUGCAACGGUAAUUCCCUUUUCUGUGGUGGGCAGUAAAAUAAGCACAAAAAUAUUCCCUGAAAUGGAAUUUUCUAUAGAGCUGAUUAAGAAAAAUUUGAAUGAAACAUCCCAUCAAAAUCUGCCCCGAAAAGCAAUCAGAACCGAAGGGCAUGGUAUAUUUAGUCUAAAACUGGCAUCUAUUAAGCUUUUACUUGAUCAACACAAAAAGAUGUUCAAGGUACCAGCUCCCCAUCCUGUGACGGCGACGUUUGGUCUCUCAAAAAUUCAACGCAAAGCGCCAACAACUCCAUUUGUUCUCUCGCAAGUUCAAACUUUUACAGAAACUGAAGGGAAGUCCAUGAUAGAGCAUUUAGUGGGAAUGGCAAAGCAUUGGGAACUAAAAAGAAGAGUUUGCAAAGUAAUUGAUAUGCUGGGAAAUUCUAUAAGAGAUCCAUACAUGCAAGCACAUUGGUCAACCGUUGGCAGUCCUAUGGAAACAAGUGUAUGUAUUGUUAUUACAAGUGCAGGUUAUGAAGCUUGCAAUAGGACUUUAGUCAAUAUGACUGUUGGUACAGAUAAUGUGAAAGCAGUACAGAAAGAUGGACAUGCAGUAUAUUUAUCUUCAAAUUUCCACCAUAUACAUGAUUAUCUUCUUUCUCUGUUAUGUUCGCAUCAACUAAAUACCAUACAAGAAUUAUGUAAUAUUUUGGGUUGGACCAUUCAACACUUCUCCCUACACUCGGGUAUUGGACACAAAACUGCAUUUGGAAGCGCUGGAACUCUAAUGGCUGCUUCUCGUAGUGGUAAUUCUGCAAUAUCCGUUCGUUGUUGGAUCGAACGUAAGAAUGGUCGAUCUGUUCCGGAUGAUCAAAUUUGUUAUGUGGUACACGAGCAAACUAUUCAUCCAGACACUUUGGAAGGUGAAUUCUUGAGUCAAUCAUCUUACCAAUACUCUGAGCAAAGCUCGAUUCAGAAUCCAAAAUGGUCGCUCGUCGGUGCUGAAUGGCGACAG